UCCCUCUAUGUUCUCCGUCGGUUGCUCAGCGAAAACGCGAAGCCCGUGACGCUGGCUGACAGUUCAGUGCCGCUGGCUCUAAAAUGGAGAGCGACACCACUAUCCGGAGAAUAAAACCUCUGGGGACCAAUCAUUAUUUCGCACAGGACAACAGCGUGCCCCAAUACAGAUACGGGGAUAAUGGCUACAGCGGAGACCAAAAGAGAAAGCCUGAAGUCAGCUUGUACUUGCUGCGAGAAGGGCUCGCAGCUUCCCUGGUGUCGGUGUUUAUUUUGGUGCUAUGGGGACUUGUUCAUUUGUCGUUACAGCAGCUUGUCAUUGGGAAAUCAAGCGGUGAAUUUAACGCAAUACGGGCUAGACAGCACCUGGAGCAGAUCACCAGUGUUGGGCCGAGGCCGACGGGCAGCCCAGAGAAUGAGGUUCUGACAGUGGGAUAUUUGUUGGAGCAGAUUGAAAAGAUCCGUGAUGAGACCUUAGCAGGCCCUCAGCAGCUUACUGUGGAUAUACAACGGCCCACCGGCUCUUUCUCUAUAGACUUUCUCGGGGGAUUUACCAGCUUCUAUGACCGUGUCACUAACAUUGCUGUGCGCCUGGAACCAAAAGGAGGGACACAGCUUCUGAUGUUGGCUAAUUGUCACUUUGAUACAGUGGCUAAUAGUCCAGGUGCCAGUGAUGAUGCUGUGAGUUGUGCUGUGAUGUUGGAAGUCCUGCAUUCCUUGGCCAACCUUUCAACCCCUCUACAUCAUGGAGUUAUUUUUUUAUUCAAUGGGGCGGAGGAAAAUAUUCUGCAGGCCAGUCAUGGUUUUAUAACUCAGCAUCCAUGGGCCAAACAGGUCAGAGCUUUCAUUAACUUGGAAGCUGCUGGUGUCGGGGGCAAAGAAGUAGUUUUUCAGACAGGUCCUGAAAACCCAUGGUUGGUCCAGGCCUAUGUUCACGCAGCAAAACAUCCCUUUGCAUCAGUAGUGGGACAGGAAGUUUUCCAAAGUGGCAUUAUUCCCUCUGACACAGACUUCCGCAUUUAUAGGGACUUUGGUAACAUUCCAGGUAUUGACCUUGCUUUUAUUGAGAACGGUUUCAUCUAUCACACUAAGUACGACACUGCCGACAGGAUUUUGACAGACUCAAUCCAGAGAGCUGGUGACAACAUCUUGGCAGUUCUGAAGUACUUGGUUAUGUCAGAGAAACUGGCUGAUGCUUCUGAGUAUCGCCAUGGUAACAUGGUGUUUUUUGACCUAUUGGGAGUUGUUGUAGUGGCUUAUCCGGCACGUGUUGGUACCAUUCUUAACUACAUGGUUGCUGCGGCUACAUUCAUUUAUCUGGCAAAGAAGGCUUCAUUGCCUGGCAAUGCAGGUGGCCGUUAUGUUCGAGAUUUGGCCUGUGCCACUGGAGUAGCAAUCCUGAGCUGGUUUGUCACAUUGUUGUCAGUGCUGAUUGUAGCUCUGCUUAUUACUCUGUUGGGUCGCUCCAUGUUCUGGUACAACCACUUUUAUGCCUGUGUGUGUCUUUACGGGGCUGCUACCACUGGCAAGAUGGUCUUUAUUCACACACUAGCCAAAAACCUGUAUUAUGGGGGUGUGCGCCUGGUCGAGCUGGGGGACCUGUACUUUGAUGUGAGCUUACUGCUGUGGUGCUGCGGCCUGGUGUGGCUGACACAACAGGGACUGUGCUCAGCGUACGUGCCCAUGCUCAUGGUUGCCUUUCCCCUGGCCACGAGACUACUGCUGGCCAAAGAGUUUAAGCAUAAAGGAGCAUCUGCGAAAUAUUGUGUGCUUUAUUUGCUGGGUUUAACACU
Molecule: messenger RNA, 1792 nt
Organism: Boleophthalmus pectinirostris (great blue-spotted mudskipper)
Lineage: Eukaryota; Metazoa; Chordata; Actinopteri; Gobiiformes; Gobiidae
Product: endoplasmic reticulum metallopeptidase 1
Exons: 10
Biological process (GO): proteolysis
Molecular function (GO): metalloexopeptidase activity
Source: RefSeq, a predicted model, not a curated record